CUUGUAGCUUGAUACCGUUCUUACCUAUCAGCGAGCUCUUCUCGACUAGUUUUUACUCAGAUCCUCUGCGCCUCGUCUGCUUGGUUCAUUGCCUUUACCGAUUGCGCGGAACAGCACCAUCUCAUACUGCCAAGAUCAGCUGCUUGUCUCAUCGCUCACCUGUUCUCGCGCGUCGGUCUGUCGGAAACAACUACCAAUUUAUCCAUUCGCAGCUUUGAUUCUACCGGCAUCUGGUUGCCUCUACUUUCACAAUGGAUACUCUUCUUACUGCAGAUGUCAUGGCCAGUUCGCCGAACUGGAAGCGCAGGUCGAGCACUUUCGUCGAUGCUAUCCAUGAUUUGCCUGAAAAGGAAAGCAUGGCUCCUGCCCAACUCUACAGCACCGAGUCUGGUCGUCUGUUUCACUCCGGCAGAAUGGUCAUUGCUACGGUAGGACUGCCAGCUCGUGGCAAGACUCACACCUCAGUCGCUCUAGCCAGAUAUCUGCGGUGGCUUGGUGUUAAGACCCGCAUAUUCCAUCUUGGUGAUUACAGGAGAGCGACCAUGGGCGAUGGCAAGGAUGUCCCGGAUGAUUACUUCUUCAUCAAUGCUUCGCCUUCCUCCGUACUACUCCGCCAGAAGAUUCUCCGAAAAUGCAGAGAGGACAUUUACAGCUUCCUUGAACACGAGAAUGGCCAGAUUGCCAUCUAUGACGCUGUCAACCCUUCUGCUGCUGGCCGUAUCUCCCUUGCCAAAGAAUUCUCAAAGCAUAACGUGCAGACACUUUUCAUUGAGUCGCAUUGUACAGACGAGAAGAUCAUUGAGGAGAAUGUUCGCAGCGUCAAGAUUUCCUCUCCCGACUACCAAGGUUGGUCUGACAAGGACGCUGUCAAAGACUACCUGGCCAGAAUCAAUGCUCGCAUUCCUCAUUUUGAGUCCAUGGAAGAAGCAGAGCUACACUACGUGAAAAUGAUCAACGCUGGAGAACGCGUGAUUGUGAACAAUUGUGCUUUCAACUACCUAUCACAGCGCAUUGUCUUCUAUCUUCUGAAUCUCCAUACCAAACACAGAUCGGUCUACUUCGCUAGAGCCGGUACCACAAGAGAUGAAGACUCUUACAAAGCUGACGCUCCACUCUCUGAGGAUGGUGUUGCUUACUCAGAGAAAAUGAGCGAUGCGCUUAUCAACCACAGAGAGGACGAACGCAAGCAGCUAAUUGGAAGAGGCGGUCCUGACUUGCCGCUUAAGCCUCUCACAAUCUGGACUUCAACCAGAAGACGUACAGUUGAGACGUCUCACUACUUGGAGAGCCUUGGAUAUCGUGUGAAGCAGCGCCCUCAGAUGAGCCAGUUGAACCCUGGUGUCUGCGAGAAGAUGUCCGAAGAUAAGAUCAGAGAACAAUAUCCCGAAGAAGUGCGCAAGCAUGAGCUUGACCCUUACCACCAUCGUUACCCUCGUGCGGAGUCUUACCAUGAUCUUGCGGUUCGCUUAGAGCCUAUCAUCUUGGAGCUGGAACGUGAGCAAGAUGACCUUCUGAUUGUUGCCCAUGAAAGUGUACUACGGGUACUUUACGGCUAUCUGAUGGCUUGCGGUGCGCGCGACAUUCCGAAGUUGCAGUUCCCUCGUGACGAGAUUAUUGAGAUCGUCCCUGCCUCGUACAACAACGAAGCCAGACGUAUUCACGUCUCCGGCCUUCCGGCUCAGAUCAUUCCUGACAGUCCUGAGGACCUCAAACUUCCUGUCCCUCCUUCAGGCGCAAUCACGCCCUUCUCAGGACUUGGCACGCCUCAAGGCACAAGCACACCUGAAGCGAGAGAGGAAGAAGGAGCAAAGCCUGCACCGAUGGUCAGCGUGCAUCCUAGUAGAUAAGUCUCAGUGCGCUAGGACAAUCGUUUGAUUAGACCUUUCCCAUGGUCUCGUAGUAUAUAUUCGUUUCUUGUCGAUUUGUCUUCACAGGCGCAUCGACCGUGUUCGGGUUCUUGUACCAAACAGAACCACGCGAAGUGGCCUUGAAGCAAACAUUUUUCUUGACCAACAACCAUUAUGAUAGUCCAAAUACAGAACAGCGAACUUUGCGGAAAUUU
Aureobasidium subglaciale EXF-2481 is the source of this 2062-nucleotide messenger RNA. RefSeq lists its product as uncharacterized. The transcript has 4 exons. Gene Ontology annotation, molecular function: 6-phosphofructo-2-kinase activity; ATP binding; fructose-2,6-bisphosphate 2-phosphatase activity. The coding region runs from base 252 to 1847 and encodes 531 amino acids. NCBI's taxonomy places the organism in Eukaryota, Fungi, Ascomycota, Dothideomycetes, Dothideales, Saccotheciaceae. Gene Ontology annotation, cellular component: cytosol. Gene Ontology annotation, biological process: fructose 2,6-bisphosphate metabolic process; fructose metabolic process. The record is from RefSeq and is a predicted model, not a curated record.